This is a messenger RNA of Rhagoletis pomonella (apple maggot), 1750 nucleotides long. Its product is annotated as caspase-1. Bases 437 to 1408 code for a protein of 323 amino acids. Gene Ontology annotation, molecular function: cysteine-type endopeptidase activity. The transcript is spliced from 4 exons. The record is from RefSeq and is a predicted model, not a curated record. Lineage: Eukaryota; Metazoa; Arthropoda; Insecta; Diptera; Tephritidae. Gene Ontology annotation, biological process: proteolysis.
CGCCUCAUGUGUAUUUAUCAGUUUUUUGCCUUCUUCCUAGCAAACAAGUGUAGUGUUGUUUUUAACGUUGGUUGAUAUUUUAUGCAAUUGAUUGUUCGGCACGUUGCUUUUGUUUGUUGCUUUGAAUUUACAGAGUAGUAGGAGCAUUAUUAGUAUUAAACGUACUGACCUCUAGCAGCAGAGUAAUCGCUAGCUACAUACGGGCACGACCACAACUGCUGCGCACUUACAUACGAACUAGAAACUCUGUAAAUAUUUUUGGAGGUUUUUGUGUAGAGCGCAUUACCUAGAUUUCGGAUCGAAAUUCAUAAAUCAUACCUGCAGAACAAAAACUACGCAGAUUUUUCAAUAUUGAUAUACAAAUGUAUGUAUGCAUAUGUAUGCAAGAAGAGACUGAUUAAAAGGGAAAACCUGCAAUUGAAAACGAAAUAACGUGAUGACGGACGAAUGCAUUUCCAUAAAGUACGACAUUUGUGGAAAGGACAAAACAGGCAUACUAAUGAUGGGUCGUGAUAAGCUAGAUGCACAACCAACGGGACGGGAGAAAUGCGCGGGCGGAGAAAACAAUUUGAUUGGAUCCAAUGGAAACAUUGACGAUGCUAGUGCAGGAUUGAACAAAUAUACCGCGUAUAUGCCCACUGAGCGUCAUGCGAGCGAAUACAACAUGAAUCAUAAAAAUCGAGGUCUUGCCUUAAUUUUCAACCAUGAAUAUUUCGAUAUUCCAUCAUUAAAACCGCGACAAGGUACAAACGUCGACUCUGAAAAGUUAGGAGCUGCUCUCAAAAAGCUUGAUUUUCAGGUAGACAUCUAUAAAGAUUGUAAAUUGAGAGACAUUCUCAAAUAUGUCGAUAAAGCUGCUUCUCAGGAUCACACCGAUAACGAUUGUAUUGCCGUCGCCAUACUAUCACAUGGGGAGCACGGCUACCUCUACGCCAAGGACGUUCAAUAUAAAUUAGAUACUAUUUGGCACUACUUUAGCGCACAUACUUGCCCUACUCUAGCGGGAAAGCCCAAAUUAUUUUUCAUUCAAGCCUGUCAGGGCGACCAUUUCGACCCUGGAGUACUCAUGCGUAAGACUGAAACCGAUGGCGAAACAUCUAUGAGCUAUAAAAUUCCUGUUCAUGCCGAUUUUCUUAUUGCCUAUUCAACCAUACCGGGCUUCUAUUCGUGGCGUAAUACCACUAAUGGUUCCUGGUUUAUGCAGUCACUAGUGGAUGAAUUGAAUGCUAAUGGGAAAAAACACGAUAUUUUAACCUUGUUAACAUUCGUCAAUCAGCGUGUUGCAGUCGACUUUGAGUCUUGCGUGCCAGAUUGUCCGAUAAUGCAUCAGCAGAAACAAAUUCCAUGCAUUACGACAAUGUUGACUCGUAUCUUGCGCUUUACCGACAAACCAUCUAAAGGCGCUUAAUUCAAAACAUACCAUUUGGGCACGUGGCACAUAUAGCAGGUGUCUGAAAUUCUUUACACAUUACAAUCAUCAUUGCAAAAAUAUAUGUACUACACGCGUAUGCACGCAUGGUACAUUACAUAUAUGUGGUAAAAGGAGUUGAUAGAUAAUCAUUAAGCAAUCAUUACAUUGUACAACUGCGACAGAGUACACAUUUUAGUGUGUAUUUAAAGCUGAGACUGAACUGCUCCCCAUUUUCAUUGCUUUAAUUUUGCCAUUUAACUGAAUUUAAAUGUAUUUUUGAAGACGUUACAUUAUAAUCAUAAGCGUAUUUUUUUUCUAAAAUAAUGAAUUAACUUGAAU